Messenger RNA from Terrapene triunguis (Three-toed box turtle), 981 nucleotides. It is a transcript of the gene SPATA25, whose product is annotated as spermatogenesis associated 25. Bases 6 to 947 code for a protein of 313 amino acids. Gene Ontology annotation, biological process: spermatogenesis. NCBI's taxonomy places the organism in Eukaryota, Metazoa, Chordata, Testudines, Emydidae. The record is from RefSeq and is a predicted model, not a curated record. The transcript is spliced from 2 exons.
CUAGAAUGGGGAGAGGUCAGUGCUGGUACAUUAUGGGAAGAAGAGGCACCAGCCUGAUUCCUACACUGGCAAUGUCUUAUUUUGUGAAGGAAAAAGCUUCUUCAGGUUUUUUAACUUCCAUCCAAGAUGCCAGCAGACAGCUCCAAGUGGCAAAGAGCAAUCUACUAAGUGUUUAUCAGUCUGGGGAGACAUCUCUUCCUGCUGGGGUUUUGGUUCCAGGAGUGCGCAGAAGGAACACACAGGAAAUUGCAGCUCCUUCACAUGUAGAAGCAACCCUUGUGUAUCAGGAGAAGACACUAAAGCAGCCUUGUAGUGGUGCCCAGCAGAGUCCAAGGUUCCCUCUCAGUAGCAGAUCAGGGUACAGGGACAUAAGGUUGGAGCCUUAUAGUGGACACUAUUGUGGAAGGUAUUCUAGAAAGUUUCCCCAGCAUAAACAGGAUGAGAUCUCUAUAUGGGAUUAUCCAUCUGAAUGGGUCAGAGACAAGCAGCCACAUGGCCCCUCUGGCAUGUAUUCAAGUGCCUCUGUGAAAGGAUAUCCUCCAACCCAGCAAAGGAAUGGGCAGCACGUUGGUGAGCUGGGCAGCCGAGGGGGAGACUUCCCACUGGCUACCUGUGGAUUUCCUCCCAGAGGUGCUUUUCUUAUCCCCAUAAAACUCAGUAAGAACAGAGGUCGACAGUCAGUGCAGAACCCUCCUCCAGACAUCUGCAUCCUCACUCUUGCCAUGAUGAUAGCUGGCAUCCCCACAGUGCCUGUGCCAGGGAUUAAAGAGGAGGAUCUGAUCAGAGCUGCACAGAACUUCAUGACAGAGAAUCCAGAGCAAGGUGUACAGGGGGAGAUAACUCCAAAAAGGACAGGGGAUGCACAGUUCUGGAAGACAGACAGACAGAGGAAGAGACCAGUAGACAGAGGCUUCCAGCCCCCUUCCAUAGCACACUUUGAGAAGUAAAGCCAAGGAGAAAUUCACAAUUCAAAGCAAAAGG